This is a messenger RNA of Penicillium pulvis, 879 nucleotides long. RefSeq lists its product as uncharacterized. Bases 1 to 879 code for a protein of 292 amino acids. The transcript has a single exon. Gene Ontology annotation, cellular component: cytoplasm. Lineage: Eukaryota; Fungi; Ascomycota; Eurotiomycetes; Eurotiales; Aspergillaceae. Gene Ontology annotation, biological process: regulation of translational fidelity. The record is from RefSeq and is a predicted model, not a curated record. Gene Ontology annotation, molecular function: nucleotidyltransferase activity; tRNA binding; double-stranded RNA binding.
AUGAUGGAUCUACAAUCCAAAACCAUUCCCACCCCGGGCAGUCAUCCCAAUGUGAAGUACGAUGCCCGACGCGUAUUUGAAGUGCUCCGAUCAGGAGGAGUAGCCAUCGUGCCAACUGAAGUCGGAUACGGUCUCAUGGCUUCAUCCACCGAAGCUAUCCAAAAGGCGUUCGCCGCAAAGAGGCGUCGCCCAGGCCAUGCACAAGGGGUCAUUGGAUCCCUCAAGUUGCAUCGGGAGCUGCAUGUUCUCCCCGACGAGAAAUUAGAGAUGAUUCGUGUACUGCACCAGGACCUCGAUAUGUCGUUUGGAAUCGUCGCGCCGUUCCGAUCGGAGCAUCCAAUUCUUCAACAGCUCACGCCUGCUACGAUGGCGAACACAACUAAGAAUGGCACACUGGGGAUUUAUGUCAGCGGAAGUUCUCUUCUGAUGGAGUUGUGUCGAUUGAAUGACGAAGCAGGCCAGCUGAUGCUGGGGUCAAGUGCCAACCUAACGGGAACAGGUCAGAAAUUCCGAGUGGAGGAUGUUGAGCCCGAGAUCAAGGAGGCUGCUGAUAUAAUUGUGGACUACGGAUUGCAACGAUAUCACAUAUACGGAGGACGGCCCUCAACCAAUAUCGAUUUUGAGAACAUGAAGGUUUUAAGGAUGGGCUCUUCGUAUGAGCUAUUGAGGGAGCGCGUGAAGAAGUACUGGGGAGUUGAAUUGCCAGAAGAUCCGAUGUUUGACAGAUAUCAACCGAAAGAUGCGGAAUCGAGAAAAGAAAUCGCGGGUGGUAAUGAGGAAAAGGAUAAGGUGACGAUGAAUGAUGAGUUGAUUGUCAAUAAUGAGGAGUCGAAAGGUGGAUCUUUGCGACGUAAAAUGACCAAGUUGCUGCGGCGUUAA